This is a messenger RNA of Vidua macroura (Pin-tailed whydah), 1540 nucleotides long. RefSeq names its product tRNA mitochondrial 2-thiouridylase (gene TRMU). NCBI's taxonomy places the organism in Eukaryota, Metazoa, Chordata, Aves, Passeriformes, Viduidae. Bases 15 to 1268 code for a protein of 417 amino acids. Gene Ontology annotation, biological process: tRNA wobble position uridine thiolation. The transcript has 11 exons. Gene Ontology annotation, cellular component: mitochondrion. Gene Ontology annotation, molecular function: sulfurtransferase activity. The record is from RefSeq and is a predicted model, not a curated record.
CGGCGGCGGGGGCGAUGCUGGCGGCCCAGGCGCGCCGCGUGGCCUGCGCCGUGUCCGGCGGCGUGGACAGCGCCGUGGCCGCGCUGCUGCUGCGCCGCCGAGGCUACCAGGUGACAGGUGUGUUUAUGAAGAACUGGGACCCUCUGGAUGAGCAGGGAGCUUGCUCCAUUGACAGAGAUUGUGAAGAUGCUUAUCGGGUGUGCCAGAAGCUUGAUAUCCCGUUUCACCAGGUUUCCUAUGUGAAGGAAUACUGGAAUGAAGUAUUCAGUGACCUCUUAAAAGAGUAUGAAUUGGGAAGGACGCCUAAUCCUGAUAUUUUGUGUAACAAGCACAUCAAAUUCAACUACUUUCUGCAUUAUGCUAUGGAUAACCUUGGAGCAGAUGCAAUUGCUACUGGGCAUUAUGCCAGGACCUCACUGGAGGAUGAGGAAGUGUUUCAGCAGAAAUAUACAAAAAGACCACAGAGGCUUUUCAGAAACCGUUUUGAAGUUAGAAAUACUGUGAAACUCCUUCAAGGGGCUGACCUCUUUAAGGACCAGACCUUCUUUCUAAGUCAGAUUUCACAGGAUGCUUUGAGGAAAACCAUCUUUCCUUUAGGGGAUUUAACAAAAAGUUUUGUAAAGAAGAUAGCAGCAGAACAUGACCUUCAUCACGUGCUAAAGAAAAAAGAGAGUAUGGGGGUCUGUUUCAUUGGUGAAAGAAACUUUGAAAAAUUCCUUCUGGAGUAUUUGGAACCUCAACCAGGUAACUUUGUUUCCAUUGAAGAUAGGAAGGUGAUGGGAAGACACAAAGGUUGGUUCCUCUUUACAAUAGGCCAGAGGGCUCGGCUGGCAGGCCUCAAGGAUGCUUGGUUUGUUGUAGACAAAGAUGUCAGCACUGGAGAUGUCUUUGUGGCACCAUCAAGAGAUCACCCUGCUCUGUACAGAGACCUCCUGCGGACAAACCGAGUGCACUGGAUAGCAGAGGAACCUCCGGCAGAGCUGGUUAGAGAGAAGAUGAUGGAAUGUCAUUUCAGAUUUCGGCACCAGAUGGCACUGGUGCCUUGUGUCCUGACUCUAAACCAAGAUGGGAGUGUGUGGGUAACACUAGUGAAGCCAGCAAGAGCUAUCACACCUGGACAGUUUGCUGUGUUCUACAAGGGAGAUGAGUGCCUGGGCAGUGGGAAGAUCCUGAGGAUGGGCCCAUCAGUGUAUACCUUGCAACAGGGCAAAAAUCGAGAGGAGAGUCCAAAGAAAGAAGAGGCUGACAAAAUAGAACCAGCAACAUAACACCUGGGAUUGUUUAUUGAAGGACUUUGGAGAAUUUGCUGCUUGAGAACAGUAAAACUAUAAUAAAUGUGGUUCUUAAGGCCAGUUAACCAGAGAGUCCCAGCUCUUGACUGUUAGCACUGAAGGAGUUUAAAACUAAAGCCAGUCUGGUGCAAUUUUGCUGGAGUGUAUGGUGCUGUUUAUAUUCAUUAAAAGGUGUUCUGUAAUAACACAUACAAGAAUUUUAAUACAAAAAUCAUGACUGAAAUAAUAAAUCUAUCUCUUUUAUGUAA